AUCUCUUAUGUUUAUUGGAAUUUGAAAACUCGUUAUCCCGCUAAUAGUUUACUUCAAACUAUGUUUAUUCAUGCUCCAUUCUCUUUAUAUCAUGCUUGGAUUUUAAUAAUUGCAAUUCUUACAAUAUACGCAACUUUUACGCCUGAUAGACCGAUUGCUUAUGAUCCUGUCGCUAUUGAAACUGUCAAUAACGAAGCAACUAUUGAAGCAGCUACUGUUUAUUAUGAAAGUCCUAGUAUAUUUGUUCAAAUUUUAGUGAUUUUAGGACUUCUUUUCAUGGAGUGCACAGCGAUUGGUUAUAUCGAGAAAUUUAAAGGCGAUCUUGCUGGAGCAGCUGUAAUUGCUUGGACUUUAUAUGGAGUUUGGAGUGAACAACAAGAUGCUAUUAUACGUUGGACUGCUUUUGCUCUUGCCGUAGUUACUACAAUUCAUAUCUUAAAACCUCUUACUUUGAAGUACGUUUUCAAGAGAGGGGAUGCUCCUAUAUUUGGUUAA
Messenger RNA from Dentiscutata heterogama, 495 nucleotides. Lineage: Eukaryota; Fungi; Glomeromycota; Glomeromycetes; Diversisporales; Gigasporaceae. The record is from the annotation of a GenBank genome assembly.